Messenger RNA from Nestor notabilis (Kea), 1743 nucleotides. Its product is annotated as PGC-1 and ERR-induced regulator in muscle protein 1-like. The record is from RefSeq and is a predicted model, not a curated record. Gene Ontology annotation, biological process: regulation of DNA-templated transcription; response to muscle activity. Gene Ontology annotation, cellular component: nucleus; cytoplasm. The transcript is spliced from 3 exons. Bases 1 to 1743 code for a protein of 580 amino acids. NCBI's taxonomy places the organism in Eukaryota, Metazoa, Chordata, Aves, Psittaciformes, Psittacidae.
AUGAAAGCACCUUUAAGCUCACCACUGUCCUCACGGAAGAGCAAAGGGAAGGAGAAAGCAGCCAAGCUGGCUCCUGUGAGGUUGGGGAGUGAGGAGGCAGCGGAGAACAAGUGGCCAGUGCCCAGCCCUGGUGUGGAUGAGGGUGAUCUGGCUGCGAGCAUAUCCCCAAAGCAGAAGGUGAAAGAGAAGGCAGCCAAGCCGGCUCCUGUGAGGCUGGGGAGUGAGGAAGCAGCAGAGAACAAGAGGCCAGUAAGCAGCCCUGCUUUGGAUGAGGGUGAUCUGGCUGCAAGCACAACCCCAAAGCAGGUGAAGGAGAAGGCAGUCAAGCCGGCCCCUGUGAGGCUGGGCAGUGAGGUAGCAGCCGAGAACAAGCAGCCGGUGCCCAGCCCGGGUGUGGAUGAGGGUGACAUGGCUGUGAGCACUCCUUUGAAGCAGAAGGUGAAGGAACCAGCACCUAAACCCUCUCCUGUGAGGCUGGGGAGUGAGGAAGCAGCAGAGAGCAAGCAGCCGGUGCCCAGCCCUGGUGGGGAUGAGGGUGAUCUGGCUGCAAGCAUAUCUCUGAAGCAGAAGGUGAAGGAACCAGCAGCCAAGGCAGCUCCUGCGAGGUUGGGUAGUGAGGAAGCAGUGGAGAGCAAGCGGCCGGUGCCCAGCCCUGGUUUGGAUGAGGGUGGUCCAACCGUGAGCACUGCCCCAAAGCAGAAGGUGAAGGAGCUGGUGGCACAGCCCCUGGGGAAGGUGAAGGCCACCAAGCAGCCCAAGCCAGGGCAGGCUGGUGCUUUGGGUGUACGUGACACUGUGAUCCUAGAUGGUGCCAGAGAUGCCAGCAGAGCCACAACUCCUCCAGGAGGGGCAUGCCAGGAGAAGCCUCUCCAUCCCAAGAGUGUGGUGGCUUUUGGAGGGGAUGCUGCAGACAGAGCUCAUGUGGAGCCUGCAGCUGAGGUCCCCAGGGAGCUGGGACCCCCUUGCUUUGAAGCCGGGACCUUUGCAGGAACAGACACCCUGGACGUGACUUGGCCUGAGAUGUAUGACUAUUUGUUCUGUGACUCCCAAGGGGAAGAAGAAGGAACAUGGAACUCAGUGGAGGGGGGAAAAACACUGGAAAGGGACAUGUCUUUGCCUGAACUGUAUGAGUAUUUUUUCAAUGAACCAGAAGGAAAGAGGAAAAAAGUCAAGAGUAAAGAUAGGAAGCGAAAGAAAUUCAGCAGCUUGGACCACACUGAGCUGCAGAAUGAGGAUCCCGAUUUGGCUCCAGUCAAAGACUCCGUGGUUAUCUCAGUCCCUGAGGUGUAUGAACACUUCUUUGCAGAUGGGCCGCGGAACAGGGCAGGCUGGAGAGGGAUUUUCUCAAUCACUCCCACCUCUGAGGUGAAGAAAGCUGUGGGGGCUCUGAAGACCCUCCUGCAAAGGCAUCUCACUGGAGGCCAAGUUCCAGCACCCCAGGCUCUUGUGCGGAGAGGAUCUGGAGGGAAUCUCCCCCUCGUCCCACUGGGUCCGCUGGGAAGAGGCGAGGCACAGUCAGACUUGGACAUGGCCCUUGCACUGAGAGGGAGCCCCGAGGUACCGCUGGCGCUGACUCACAAAGACAUGUGCCUUGUCUUCUGUGCCUUUGCAUCAUGGGCAGUGAAGACCUCCGACCUGCAGGCUCCGGAUGCCUGGAAGACCAUGUUCCUGGCAACUUUUGGCACCCUUUCUGCCAUCCGCUACUUCCGAAGGCAGGUCAGAGAAGGACAUCCCCGGACCUAG